Molecule: messenger RNA, 426 nt
Organism: Penaeus monodon (black tiger shrimp)
Lineage: Eukaryota; Metazoa; Arthropoda; Malacostraca; Decapoda; Penaeidae
Exons: 4
Coding region: 103-426 (107 amino acids)
Source: RefSeq, a predicted model, not a curated record
CGCCCAGCCCGGCAGCACGAAGGACCUUCGCCGGGGCUCAGUCUGCUCCAGCGCCUCCUUCAACCGCCUCAGGAAGCCAAGCUGAAGCGCCGCCGUGCAACCAUGUGGAAAUACGCUAUGCCGUGGGUGGUGGCAUGGGCGGCGUGGCAAGUGGGCGCCUCUCCCCCGUCGGACGGGCGCUCCUCGGACCCGCACAUCCAACCAGGGGAUCAGCCCGAGAUCCACUCCUUCCCGGGCGAGGUGGCCCUUGGUAAUCCAGACACAAUGGAGACGGACAUCCCAGGGGCGCCGCUCAGCCCGGCGGACUUCGAGAACAGCGCCGUCAUGAUCCACGAGGCAGUGGACACGAGCCACCAGGCAGACCCCUCGAGCUCCCGGGCCCUUUUCCCAAGGGGGACAUACUGCUUAAACCCCCGCGACCACUAA